AUGCGUCGAAAGAACGAGCGUAACAAGGCAAAGAUGGCGGCGGGCUCGGAUUUGCUGGAUGAUGUUUUCCUCAACAGAGAGGUAGACGAAAAAGUAGUUAGUGAACCAGUCAGAUCUCCGGAGUCCAAUGUAAAGGUAACAAGUGACGUUAACUCAACGGCUAAGAUUCAGUUUGCUUUAAAUCACGCCGGCAGUUCAUCUGCAGGCGCUAAUUUUAAUGUUCAGGGCAGCGAAAUGGGACUUUCACAACAAGAACUUGCUAAAGCAGGGACGGGAGUUCAAGGAGGUGUCAGUAAGAGUUCGGGGUCCCCCGGUUCGAGCAUGGAUGAGACAGCUGGCAUCACCCAGGCGGCUAAACAGAGCACCACAGCCUCUCCGAGUCAGUCCAAGCCGGCCACGGCGAGCUCAGUUGUUGCAGUUGUACCAGAUGCAACACCUGGAGUUGAGAAACACGAACCGAGCGAGAGUGAAAGUUUGAAUGGAAGCGCCGCGGCGAUGAACUGUCACAACCCCGGAGGAGGACCAGCUGACGCCUCUCAGACAGCUGCCACACCUGUCAACGGACCCGUCUCUUUUAGUAAAGACGUCGCCGGAACACCUAGCACGAUUAUUCGAACUACUUUGAGUGCUCACAAUGCUGCCUCUCAGCUUUCUGUGAAAACUGUCCCCACCGUCACCCUGGUGAGGCCACCUAUGCAAACUUCCACCAACACCUCUCCAAGUGCAAGCAAUCCAACCACUGUUUUAACGUCCUCGCCACACGUCAGCAUUGCCAACACGGCCGGCUCCCCCGUCAACAAAAGCGACCCCUCUAAAACUGUAAUGAUCACCGGGGCACACGUCAUGGCUUCCACCGUUGCAACGGGGACCACCGUGAGGAGCCCAACUGUUUUACAGAACGUGAGAACUUCCGUUCCUUCAACAUUUGCUGCCACUCCAGCUGGUGGAGUAAGAGCCAUCGCUCCGCAGGUGUUGGCUCCUCGGCUCACUCAGCCUCAGCAAAAUGUCCAGAAUAUUCAGCUUCCUCCAGGCAUGGUCUUGGUCCGCAGUGACAGCGGCCAGCUGCUGAUGAUUCACCAACAGACCUUGGCUCAGAUGCAAGCUCAGUCGCAGUCGCAAAGCGCCAUGACACCACGACCGGCGACCCCCGCCAGCACUCCACCUGUUCAGAUCACCUCCCUACAGACUCCAGGUGCAUCGGUGCUGACCCGUGCUGUUAACCCCACCACCAUUAUUAAACAAGUCCCUGCAGCCCAAAGCACGGUGACCACCACCACCACCCUGCAGAGGCCUCCUGUACUGCAGAACACCAUCAUGCUGGGAGGAACUGCCACCGCCACAGGGCAGCCCUUCGGAACGCCCACCACAGUUCAACCUGCAGCGGUCACCCAGAGGGCGGGGCCCCUCGGGGCAGCGGGGACAGCUGUCACUCCAACACCGGUCACAGCUGAAACGUUGGAGAACGUGAAAAAGUGUCGAAACUUUCUGUCGACGCUCAUCAAACUGGCAUCCAAUGGGAAGCAGUCGUCGGAGACCACGGCGAAUGUUAAGGAGCUGGUCAAGAGCCUGCUGGGGGGAAAGAUUGAGCCUGAGGAUUUCACCAGUAGGUUGUACCAGGAGCUAAACUCUUCACCCCAGCCGUACCUUGUACCUUUCCUUAAGAGAAGUCUCCCCGCGCUGCGCCAGAUGACCCCGGACUCGGAGGCCUUCAUCCAGCAGAGCCUGCUGCCUCAGCAGAACAGCCAGCCCGCCGCCACAGCCUCCACAGCCCUCACUGCUGUGGUGCUGCGGCCUCCUCUCUCCACCAGCGUGGCCACAUCCACAGGCACCGGCGCCACCAAAGCCACGGUCAUCAGCCUCACUCAAACGCCUCACAGUAAACCCGGACUGCAACAGAUGAGGCCGCAGGUGACGCUGGCUCAGUCUCCCACGGUAACCAUCAGAGGACAAACUCCGAGUCGGAUCAUCGUGGGUCAGCCACAGGUGGUCAAGCAGCUGUCAGCAGUAUCAACUGUGAAGCAGACGUUUGCUCCAGGGGUGCGAGGAGUCCAAGUUCUCUCUCAGGCUUCUCUGACUGAUGCUCAGAAGAACAAGAUGAAAGAAGCCGGAGGGGGAACUUUCAACAGGGAUGACGAUGACAUCAAUGACGUGGCCUCCAUGGCAGGGGUCAACUUGUCUGAGGAGAGUGCCCGUAUCUUGGCAACAAACUCUGAUCUCGUCGGCAUGGUAAAUCGCUCCUGUAAGGACGAGGCCUUCCUCUCCACUUCGCCCCUCACUCGGAUAGCUCUGGAGAUAGGGAAGAAGUUUGGCGUGAGCGAGCUGGGCGCAGAUGUCAUCGGCUACAUUUCUAACGCUACGCAGCAGAGACUGAUGACCAUCUUGGAAAAAGUGUCGCAAGUCGCACAACAGAAGAACGCAACUUUUAAGGAGGAUGACCGGUACCAGCAGGUCAGCGACGUGCGAGCUCAGCUCAAAUUCUUUGAGCAGCUGGAUCACCUGGAGAAGCAAAAGAAGGAGGACGCGGAGCGAGAGAUCCUGCUGAAAGCAGCCAAGUCUCGGUCACGACAAGAAGACCCUGAGCAACUGCGACUCAAGCAGAAGGCCAAGGAGAUGCAGCAGCUGGAGCUGGCUCAGAUCAGGCAGAGAGAAGCCAACCUAACAGCGCUCGCAGCCAUCGGCCCGAGGAAAAAACGGAAAGUGGACUCUCCUGUAAGGGGCGCAAGCGCAGAGGGCUCGGGGUCUGGGCCCUCCCAGCCCGGCAGCUCCAGCGGAACAGGCUCCAGACAGUUCAUGCGACAGCGCAUCACCAGAGUCAACCUGCGGGACCUGCUCUUCUGUCUGGAAAAUGAAAAAGAGAGCAGUCGCUCACAGCUGCUCUAUAAAGGCUUCCUCAAAUAAAGCAGAAACUAAAAGGAGCGGUUUGAAGGAAGCGCCUGACUGUCAUCUUUGACCUUUUACUGACAUUACCUUUCUGAUCUCCUGAAUUAUUACAAGGCCUUCCAUUUGUUAGGGACAAUCCUCUUAAACACAAAGGAGACGCAUUCUCUAAAAAGCUUCAUCAAGCACGGCCUCUUUCAUAUUCUGCUCCGACGGCUGAUGUCAGUCCUGUCCUUGUGCCUCCCCCCCAGGUUGACUCUUUUGCACCCAGCUACACUCGACUCAUGUUCUGCCUCAUGCUGCGGACUCCAACCUCAGAGCAGCAAACACUUUGCUAGGAGAGAUUUUGAAUUGAUCCCACAUUUUUACGGUAUUUUACUAACGCCUGUGGACUGUUUUACAGAAACUAAUCUUGUCAUCUGUCGGGUGACGACUUCUGUUUGCAACAACUUAAGCCAUACGCGUUUGAAUGUUUCUCGAUUCAAUUAUCCAACAGUUCUCUCUGGAGUUGUUGGAUUAAUGUUUGUUUUGUGUGGGUUCUAUGAUUUAAUUGUAUUGUCUUGAUUAGAGCCACAAACGUAUGGAGGUUACUAAAAUGCAGGAUAGAGUUCAGACAGGUGGAGUUUGAUUCAGACUGUAACGCCUUUAUUACAGACUUCAGUUACUUAACAAUCAUGCCAGUAAUGUAUUUUUUAUUUUUAUUUUUUAACGUUACGUGUGUAGAUAUAUAUUUUUUGUCAUCUCAGCCAUCAGAGUUUAUCAUGACAAUUGCCAGUGGAACUCCCUCUGAAUCCAUCUGAGCAUCGUUUUCAAAGUAACUGUUACCACUUUUAACAUUUGGAUAUGGCACGAGUAAGAUUGCAGCCUUUCUUUAGUGUUAGAUUAAGAGACGGGAUGAGUAAUGGCAAACAAUUUGUACUUUACGAAACCUAAAAUGUGGAUCUGAAGCAUUUUCCCUGCCUUGUGUCAGUCAGUGUCACCACAGGGGAAAGAUAUAAUAAGGAGGUUAUGCAACAGCAGUGGGAGCUAUUAUGUUAAAGUCUUUUUUUCUUCUGGAUGAAAAGGCAUGGAACAUUAAUCUAAACUGAUGAGACAACUCAAACUGAAUGUAUGGUUGUGCUGCAGUGCAACAAUUGGAAAAAGAAAAUUGUAGAAAUGAAUCCCAAAAGUUUAGUCAUUCACGUUUGAAGGUUUUUAUUUUCAUAUGAAAGACUAAUGGAGACCACAUGGGUUUAUGAUAUGUGAGAACUGCACUUGAGUUGUUUAGAAGUAGCUUUUUAUUUGUUUAGUUGUUUUGUUCUUUAACAGUCAAUGAGGUGAAUGUAUCCACUUUUUAAGUUUUUAUAUUCCAAGUAUGGAAAGACUUUGGCCUUUUUCAUUUUUAUGAAAGAAAGUUUAUCUGUAAAUACCAAUGUUUGCUAUUAUAGAUUUAUUAUCACGUGACACCUUUGAAUUUAAGAAAAUGUCUUAUUUUUCAAAUAUAUAGCUGACAAAUGAGACAGUACUUUGCUUUCCUGCCAAUAUCUUGUACAUUUUGCACAGCCAUGUUUAUAUGUAAAUAUCUAAAUUUAAAAGCAAAAGUUUUUAAUGACUAUUUUAUAAACGAUUGACAGAAGAUGAUCUAUAUUAAAAACAAACCC
Molecule: messenger RNA, 4517 nt
Organism: Menidia menidia (Atlantic silverside)
Lineage: Eukaryota; Metazoa; Chordata; Actinopteri; Atheriniformes; Atherinopsidae
Source: the annotation of a GenBank genome assembly